AAAUCUAUACUUACACAAACACAUUUGUAUGACUACAGUUAAAGCAAAAGAGAUCAAACAGAUUGCUCUGUUUUGACUCCUUUGGAACCCCUUUUACUCUGCUGGUUUAUCUGCAACUUACAAUCUGGUAAUUUCCUCACUUGGGUUUUCUAAUCUGCGCGUUCUUGUGCUUAAAGUUGCAAUCUUUAUUCAAAAUGAUGAGACCUGGGCUUUUCAAGAUUCUGGGUUUGCAAGCUUAAUCUUUGUUUUCUGUGGUUUAUUUGUUGUAUUAUGGUUAUAUAAAUGAUGGGGUUUGUUGAUAUGCUUGAGAUCUGUCUGUAUAGGUGAGUUUCUUGAUCUUUUUCAGCUAAAAUUAGGGUUUUCUUGAAGAUUGAUGGUUUUAAAAUAUGUUUUUUUUGGGCUGGAAAGGUUGAAACUUUGGGGUUUGUGGGGGUAAGAGAUUUGGUUGAUUGAAGAGGUUGGUUGGUUUUAUUGUUUUAUGAUCUUUGUGGAGUGGUUUUUAUAUUUAGUGUUAGAAAGAUGAAGAGAUUGAAGUCAAGUGAUGAUAUCUCUUCUUAUGGGGAUAAGGGUAGUAGUAAAGAUUGGGGAAGAAGGGAUGAUGAUGUGAACUUGCAUCGUUCCUUGUCUAAUCGAAAUGUGUAUUACAAGUCUGAUAAUGGGAAGAAAGGAUUGUCUUCGUCUUCAUCGAGGUAUGAUAGGCUUGAUGAUGAUCGUGAGAAUUCUAGAUCAGUUAGGAAACGUACAGAUUACGAUGUGGAAAGUUAUGAUAGGAGAAAAGGGUAUGAUAGGUAUAGGGAUGGUGGUGAAAGAGGAAUUAUAAGCUCUUCGCCACGAGGAGGAUAUAGUGGGGAUCGAAUUCAUCGGUCUGAGAGCUUUUCUGUGCCGAGGAGGGAGUUUCCAAAGGGUUUUAGGUCGGAGAGGGAUCGACCACGAAGAGAAGGGAGUGUUUCAUCUUGGAGGAGAUUUGGUGCUGCUAAAGAUGUUGAUGAAAAUGGUUCUAGGAGUGGUCAUGAAUUUACUAGAGGAAUCAGGGUGGUAUCAGAUGACGCAGGGAAAGUGAAGUCCCCUGGUGGAAGCCUAGGAGAGAUGGGGAGACCUAGCAGCUGGCAGUCAGUGCGGACUCCAGACCACCCUCAGGGUUUGAGAGAUACGAAGUCACCAUCAAGAUCAAGAAGUGCAAGGUCGCCGUCGUGUUCAAAAAAUGCAAGGUCGCCUUCUUGUUCAAAAAAUGUAAGGUCGCCGUCUUGUUCAAAAAAUGCAAAGUCGCCAUCAUGCUCAAAAAAUGCAAAGUCACCUCCGAGGUCGAAGGAUUCCGGAAGUGAGCAAUCAAAAAGUGUUGAAGUGAAGAAAAGUGAAGACUUGCCUAUUGAGAGUGGAGAUAAUAGUGAGAUGGAAGAAGGGGAACUAGAACCUGAUCCUGAACCAAUUCCAGUAGUUGAGCACCUACCUGAAGAAGAAGCUGUUAAUGAGUUAAAACCAAUUCAACAGGAGUUCAGUAAGGACAAUCUUAUUGAAGCUAAAAGUUUGGGAGACACAGUAAUAUCUGAAGCAAACCUACAAUUCAAUCAAGGAACAGUUCAUGAAGAAAAAACAGAAGCUCAAGUGUCAGAAGCUACUCAUAAUGUGGAAGAAAAUGUUGAUAACUUAUCAGGUUCUCCUAACACAUCUGUUCAUAAAACAAGUAAAGUUGAAGUUGCAAAUGCAACCACAAAAGUUGUUGAAGUUGCCAAUGAUCAACAGUCUCCCCUGGAGAAUAGCAUUUCUGCUGAGAGAGCAAUUGAUAUCGUAAAAGAGCCAUGCACUUCCAAUUAUGAGAAGAAGGAUAACAAGGGCGUUGAUCUUGAAGUAAAAUCAGAAAAUAUUGAAUUGCCUGGAUUGAUAGAAGGCGCUGAGGAUAAAAAUGUCACAUCUAGAGUUGUUUUGUCAUUUUUAGAUGACAGAGUUGGUCAAAGUCUAAAAGACAAGGGAAAAGGUUUGGCUAUUUUGCCUUCUACUGAUUCUACAGAAGAUGUUAUAAGAUCUGAAUCUGAAACCUUCAAGGAAGGUCCAAGCCCAAGGGGAUUUCAGUUGUUUUUUGUUGAUCCUGUGAAGAAAGCUGCUGUAGCAGAGAAAUCGAGUUCUAGUAAGCUGAAAGAUGAGCAGAUAACAACAGAACCGCUUGAACUUUCUCUAAGCUUACCAAGUGUUCUAUACGCUAACAAUUCCCAAAACACAAUUCAAGCUACUGGUUCUCAAAAUACAGUUCAAGCUGUCAGUUCUCCUAGUCAUGCGAGGAGUGUUCAGUCCUUUGCUAGUAGUUUUCGGACAAGUUCUGAUGCAUUUACUGCAUCGUUGUCUUUCUCAGGUUCUCAGACAUUCACACAUAACCCUAGCUGUUCCAUGACAAACAAUUCCUAUGACAACUGUGAAAAAUCAGUUGGGAGUCGCCCUAUUUUUAAGGGAGUGGACCAAGUAACUCCUGCAUGGCAAGGUCAAUCUUCCAAUGAGACAGAAAACAAAGAACAGCCCAUGUAUCAAAGGAUAUUGUCAAAUGGAAAUGGUCUUACGCAUCAUUCACAAAUAUCUCAAGAUAUUAUUAUUGGCCGUGUUGUUCAAUUGCAGCAUCAACCUGAAGAAGGAAGCUCUAAACUACCUAGAGGACUUGAUCGACAAUUAAGUCACAACAAACAGUUAGCAAGUGUACAGUUAAGGCAUCCAACUGACGUUAGAUCCCCUACACAGAGUACAGUGUCCCAUGGAACUGGACCCGAUUAUUGGAAUGAAAAGAGGCAGGUUAUGAGAGAUAAAGCUUCUGGUGAUGUGCAAGAUGAGAAACAUUCAUUCCUGGGGAAUGGAGCUGAUUUCAUGGAGCCAAUUAUCAGCAUGAUAAUUUCUGAGCCAAUACACACAGCAGCUAGGAAAUUUAAUGAAAUGACUAGGCAAGCUGCCUCAAGGUUAAAGGAGUCAGUUCGUGAUGUUAUUUUGAAUCCUGGUAAGAGAUCAAAGCUGCAUGAGUUUCAAAAAGCACUGGAGAGGAGAUCUGAUAUUACCUUGGAAAUUCUUUUACAAUCCCAUCGAGCCCAACUGGAAGUCUUAGUAGCUUUAAAAACUGGUCUACAAGAUUUCCUUCAGCAAAAUUAUGAAAUAUCAUCUUCUGAUCUGGCUGAAAUAUUUCUGAACUUAAGGUGCCGUAAUCUCACUUGUCGCAGUCAGUUGCCUGUUGAUGAAUGUGAUUGCAGAAUUUGUGUGCAGAAGAAUGGUUUUUGUAGUGCUUGCAUGUGUCUAGUAUGUUCAAAGUUUGACAUGGCUUCUAACACCUGUAGUUGGGUCGGAUGUGACGUCUGUCUUCAUUGGUGCCAUGCAGAUUGUGGUUUACGAGAAUCAUAUAUUAGAAAUGGUCACAGUGCAUCUAGGGCUCAAGGAACAACAGAAAUGCAGUUCCAUUGUGUUGCUUGCCAUCAUCCUUCUGAAAUGUUUGGCUUUGUAAAAGAAGUUUUUCAAAAUUUUGCAAAAGAAUGGACAGCUGAAACACUUUCCAAAGAACUUAAUUAUGUCAGAAAAAUUUUCCAUGCAAGUGAGGAUGCUAGAGGGAGGCGGAUGCACGAGCUUGCCACUCAGAUGCUGACAAGGCUGGCAAACAAGUCUGAUGUUCAAGAAGUUCGAAGUGGCAUUAUGGCAUUGCUCUCAAAGAUUAAUUCUUCAGAGAGUAGCCGUCUGAUUGUUCCUGGAAAAGAAAGUCUUAAAAAGAAAAUGGAAGAAGGGACUAGCAUUAUUGCUGGAUCCAGCCAAGAACCUACAUGGCUGAAAGCUGCCUAUUCAGAUAAAGGUCCUCAACGGGAAAGAUCUGCUAAUUUACUUCCCAGCUUUGACUUUGAAACAAAUGAUAAGCAUGUAGCCAGUUCGGAUUUGUUGAGGCGUACUAAAAAGGAGCCUGGCUUUGAUGAAUUAGAAAGUAUUGUAAGAAUCAAGCAAGCAGAAGCCAAUAUGUUUCAGUCACGUGCUGAUGAUGCAAGAAGGGAGGCUGAAGGUCUUAAACGCAUUGCGAAUGCAAAGAAUGAAAAAAUCGAAGAAGAAUACACUGGUAGAAUCAGAAAGUUGCAAUUGAUCGAGGCCGAGGAAAUCCGUAGGCAGAAAUUCCUCCAGCUUCAGAAUUUAGAACGAGAACACGAAGAAUAUUUUAAUAUGAAGACAAGGAUGAAAACAGAAAUCAAAGACUUGUUGUUGAAAAUGGAAGCUGCAAAAUGCAAUUUUACCUUGUGAAAUAGUACAUCAGUGACAUGUAAUUUAAAAGAUACACCUCUCAGUCUCUAUAUUCAGGUAAUAUUAGCCAUUAGACAUCGACCCUUUUGUUGUCCACCAUUAUAAUUUCAACUAGUCAAAUUUAUGUAGACCUUCAGCAAUGGUGGUACACCUUUCUGUGAAAGGCUUAAUCGGCCAAGCAAUCUUUUAAUGUUUCAAGACUUGGCAAGCUAUAUAUAUCAGCCUUGUGAA
Molecule: messenger RNA, 4470 nt
Organism: Daucus carota subsp. sativus
Lineage: Eukaryota; Viridiplantae; Streptophyta; Magnoliopsida; Apiales; Apiaceae
Product: protein OBERON 4
Exons: 2
Coding region: 520-4239 (1239 amino acids)
Biological process (GO): maintenance of root meristem identity; maintenance of shoot apical meristem identity; regulation of gene expression
Cellular component (GO): nucleus
Source: RefSeq, a predicted model, not a curated record